AUGUUGCACUAUUUAUUAUUGCUAUGUGUGAUAAUUGUUGCAAAUGAUGGUCAAUUAGUUUAUAAAGAUUCAAGCGAAUGUCCAGGUAACCUGAAAUGGAGUACAACUGGAAUAACAAUUAUGGGCAAUGGUUAUGGUUCAGGUCCGGAUCAAUUCAAAUAUGCUGAAGGCUUAUUUAUUGAACCAAAAACACAAAUUUUAUAUAUCACUGACGCUGCUAAUAAUCGUAUUCAAAAACGUUAUCCAAAUGGUGAAAUCAAAACAGCUGCAGGUCAGGCUAAUGGUGCCGGUGGAUCCGCAGCAGACGAACUAUAUAGUCCGGGAGAUGUUUUUGCUGAUGAAAACGAAAACGUCUUUGUUGCUGAUAUGAUGAAUCAGCGGAUUCAGUAUUGGGAAAAAGAUGCCAAACGAGGAAAAACAGUGGCUGGAAAUGGCACCGUCGGUUCAGCAUUGAAUGAAUUUAAUCGUCCAUAUAGAGUUUUGUUGGAUUCAAAGAAAAAUAUAAUAGUUUCCGAUAUGAAUAAUGAACGUAUAACAAGAUGGCCAUCUACAUAUGAUCCAAAAACAUCUGUUGGUACAAUUAUAGCAGGUGGUCACGGUGCAGGUCUCAAUCCAUAUCAAUUAAAUACUCCGACUGGUUUAUAUUUAGAUGAACCAAAUAAUAUCUUAUAUAUAUCAAAUGAAGAAAGUCAUUCUGUAACUCAAUGGGACAUGGAUUCUUAUGGAAAUAAAAAUAUAUAUGCAGGAAUUCCUGGCAGACCCGGUAAUAGUGCAGCUCAAUUGUGGGGUCCGGAAGGCCUAACUCUUGAUAAAUAUGGCAAUUUAUAUAUCACAGAUUGUAUGAAUCAUAGAAUACAACUUUUUUGUCCUAAUGCUAUAUAUGGUAUAACAAUUGCAGGAACGGGUCACAUUGGUAAUGGUAGUAAUGAAUUAUAUUAUCCACAUGAUGUAGCAUUUGAUUCAGAAAUGAAUUUAUAUGUUACAGAUACAUAUAAUUUUCGUAUACAAAAGUUUCAAAGAAUACAAUAA
Rotaria sordida is the source of this 1029-nucleotide messenger RNA. Lineage: Eukaryota; Metazoa; Rotifera; Eurotatoria; Philodinida; Philodinidae. The record is from the annotation of a GenBank genome assembly.